Molecule: messenger RNA, 930 nt
Organism: Gadus morhua (Atlantic cod)
Lineage: Eukaryota; Metazoa; Chordata; Actinopteri; Gadiformes; Gadidae
Product: zinc finger protein 431-like
Exons: 2
Coding region: 352-930 (192 amino acids)
Biological process (GO): regulation of transcription by RNA polymerase II
Cellular component (GO): PcG protein complex; transcription regulator complex; chromatin
Molecular function (GO): RNA polymerase II cis-regulatory region sequence-specific DNA binding; DNA-binding transcription factor activity, RNA polymerase II-specific
Source: RefSeq, a predicted model, not a curated record
UCUGAAGAAGACAAUGACAUCAGAGACUGCAGCACGCAGCGCGGCGCCAUCUCGGAGAGUCUGCGUGUGGACGCCCCUGGCUCCUCCCACACGUCAAGUCACAGCGGAGAGCUGCGCAUCCUGAGCGUUUACGGACAAGGGAAGGGCCCACUGGCGGUGGAUGGCCAUGACACCCUCUUUGCCGCAUCAGAACUGGAGGCCUUGAGCUCGCUGUCCGCUGACCACAGCGUGGCCAAGAGCCUGAACUGCAGCGUGAGGCUGGUCCGCCUUGAGGAGCUGACUGGGCAUCAGGGCGGCCGCAAGGGCCGGCCCGGUGUCUUGUGUGGAAAGGUUAUUCCCAACAAUGCCAACAUGAUCAUCCACAUGAUGCCUCACUUUGGGGAGAAGCCCUACAAGUGUGACCAAUGCACAAAGUGCUUCAGUCUGAAAGGCACCUUGAAGAUCCACCUGAGGACUCACUCUGGGGAGAAGCCCUACAAGUGUGACCAAUGCACAAAGCGCUACAGACAGCAAGGCGACCUGAAGACCCACAUGAGGACUCACUCCGGCGAGAAGCCCUACAGGUGUGACCAAUGCAUGAAGUGCUUCCGUCAUGGCGUCUCCCUGAAGUUCCACAUGUCGACUCACACCGGGAAGAAGCCCUACAGGUGUGACCAAUGCAGGAGGAGCUUCAGUCGGAAAGACAACCUGAAGACCCACAUGUGGACUCACUCCGGGGAGAAGCCCUACAAGUGUGACCAAUGCACGAAGCGGUUCAGUCUGAAAGGCACCCUGAAGAUCCACCUGAGGACUCACUCCGGCGAGAAGCCCUACAGCUGUGACCUAUGCACGAAGUCUUUCUGUCAGAAAGACUACCUGAAUAGCCACAUGAGAACUCACUCCGGCGAGAAGCCCUACAAGUGUGACCAAUGCAUGAACGGCGGCUGGUGA